AUGGCGGACCGCAUUAGGGAGAGAAUGAACCAGCUCCGCCUGGAGGCUGACGAGUCCGCUGCCAAAGUCGAGGAGUUGCAGGCCAAGGUCAAGGCCCUAGAGCAGGAGAACCUUGCGAAGGAGCAGGAGAUUACCUCGCUUUCUCACAAGAACGGCCUCCUGGAAUCCGAGAACGAAAAGAUGGACGCCACCAUUAAAGAAUUGAAGAAGACUGCUGAUGAAGGUCUGCAACAUGGUACGCACAACGAGACUCUCCAACGAAGACUGCAGUUGCUGGAGGAAGAAGCUGAGGCAGCCGACAAAACACUUCGUGAGACAAACGAGAAGCUACGCCAAACUGACGUAAAAGCCGGCCACUUCGAGCGCAAGGUACAGGCACUAGAGAACGAGCGGGACCAGUGGGAGACCAAGUACGAGGAGAUGACCAAGAAACACCAGGCCCUUCAGAAGGAGAUGGACGACCUCCAGGCGGAUCUUGGCAACAUCUAA
Durotheca rogersii is the source of this 489-nucleotide messenger RNA. RefSeq names its product tropomyosin. Lineage: Eukaryota; Fungi; Ascomycota; Sordariomycetes; Xylariales; Xylariaceae. Bases 1 to 489 code for a protein of 162 amino acids. The transcript is spliced from 3 exons. The record is from RefSeq and is a predicted model, not a curated record.